Molecule: messenger RNA, 6149 nt
Organism: Anolis carolinensis (green anole)
Lineage: Eukaryota; Metazoa; Chordata; Lepidosauria; Squamata; Anolidae
Gene: tmem269
Product: transmembrane protein 269
Exons: 7
Coding region: 1416-2048 (210 amino acids)
Biological process (GO): phospholipid biosynthetic process
Cellular component (GO): membrane
Molecular function (GO): phosphotransferase activity, for other substituted phosphate groups
Source: RefSeq, a predicted model, not a curated record
AGGGGUGGGAUGCGAAGGACGGAGGGGGAUGCUGCGCAUAAAAAGCGGACGCGCGGCCCAGCCUUUCGCAGCUGGAAAGAGCGGCGUCUCCGAGAGAUCUUGACAGAGCAGUGUGUGCUAUUUUUCUGACGGAAACCCAGCCAAGAUGUGGAUGGUUUCGCCCCCCUCCGAUGAAGAAUCUCAGGACCUUUCCGGGAUUCGGAAAGACGACCAGGGCAGGGUGCUAAACAUACUAGUAGGAUAUGUCCCUUCUCCUCUAAAAAGAAUAGUUCUGUUGGGGGUGAGAGAGAAAAAUAAGAGAGACUUAGGCUUAACUGAGGGUUUUGUAAUGUAUUUGCAAGCAGGAUGGGGUGGGUUGUAGUUAAAUAAACCUUAAACUGGGUGGUAAGAGGUAGAGGCGGGAGUGUAGAAAGUAAACUUCAUAAAGGACGAGAGGAAAAGGAGGAAAGGAGCAGAAAUGAAGGGGUGGGAUAAGUGGGAAUGAAUGGGGACGAGGUGCAUUUGAUGCAUUUGCUAGCGAGGCUGUCCGUUGCAUGUUGCUUCCGUCCUUUGCAAGAAAAUUUCCAAGCUUCAAUGCUCCCAACACUAUGGGUCGGCGGCACAAAGCCGGCUCAUUGUGGGAACAUAUAUUCCAUCUCCUGGGAACGGUGGCGCUUUUAUGUGGACGCACAGUCCUUCCAAAAAUGUUCCCAAGUCAAACUCCUCCAAAACGUAAAUUUGGACCAUGCUGCAAGGCGAGCAAAUACAUCUGCGAGGCCCAGAAACCCGGGAGAUGGGAUUGGCCAGGGCUACGCAAAGGCUAUUUGGCAGGCUGAGGUGUAUCUAUACAUAUAAUAUAUAUAUAUAUAUGUUCUCAAGAAACGUAAGAAUAUGAACACAUGCACAACCCCGCCGGGUCGUCCCCCAAACCCUAAACGGAGCAGAGACUGUAAAAAUAAUUUUUAGCAGACUACUAAUGUUCAACAGUCUUGCCCAAGCUCUGCAAGAGACACUUGAUUCCACUCAUCUGGCGAUAGAAGAAGAAUCUCCAUCAAAGGUCCUUCUCUUUCUCUUUUUGGGCCUUUUUGGGCUAAACCAAAGGCUGCCUUUUGGGUUUUCGGUAGCCGACGGAAAGCCUCCAGAUCUUAAAGAAGGAGCGGCUUCGUCUCUGUUCUCAAACAGCUCUCAUUUUGCGGAGGCAGGCUGCCAGCUAUACUCCAUGCACCUGCUUUUCCCCCCAUUAAACCCGUCCUGUUAACGGGGUAGGAAUUAACCCCACCUCCCCGUGCGAGUCUGACCGCCUUCUGCUUGGGAUUGCUCUGCCGGGGUGAUGGUUGCCCUUCUCAUGCCCUUGCCUUUCAAUCCCAGGUCUCUUCCACUACACCAAGAAGCUCUUCCUCAGCGAACGGGUUGGCCGGGCGCAAGCCUUGGAGUUCAUGCGCAAGAAUGUGGCCAACUUCCUCUCCAUAGCGAACCUCGUGGUCGGCCUCUCCUCCGUCCUCUGCAGCCUCAACGGCCAUUAUCAUUAUGCCUGCUGGCUGAUCCUCUCCGGAUUCCUGUUGGAUCUUGCAGAUGGUGCUGUGGCCAGACAGCUCAAUGCUUGCUCCGCUUUGGGAGCCAAGCUGGAUGACUUUGCCGACUUCACCUCCUUCGGCCUGGCCACCGGCUUGCUCCUCCAGGCCCGGGGCAUCCUGGACGGGCUGCUGGUCAUCGUCUACGUCCUGGCAGUCUUCACCCGCCUCUGCUUCUUCUCCAGCGGCGUACCCUUCAUGUACCGGGGCCUGCCUUGCCCCUACGGCGCCUCCGUCCUGGCGGCCACCUACCUCCUGACCGGAGGCAACCUGCUGGUCCUGCGCAUCGUGGCCAUGGUCAUGAUGCUCUUCAUGGUGGACCAGGGCUUCUACCCACAUGACAAGGUCCUGGAGUCCCAGCCUUGGAAGAAGGCCGUCUACGCAGGGGGUGUCUUGAUGGUCCUCUUUUCGGCCUCCUCCUUGGCCUCCCUUUACUACCUGGUGUGGUCCACCUCUUACAUCAUCUUCCCUUCGGCCUUGUGGAGUUACAAAGUCUAACCUCCUCUCCUGAAGGAGGAGCGAACGGACGAGGACUCCGACACCCAUCAUGCGCUGCUGUGGACGCUGUCCUGAAAGGCAACCAACGCAAGGGACCGGACGAGUGGCUGACCUACUAUUAACACCCCUGCUGUUGCCUAAAACCGUACUAAUGCUUUCUGUCCUUCUGAACGUGAUGGUGUUUCUCUUUUUCACACAUCCAGUAAUACUCGUUCUACACUCAUUGGUCUCUCUGGGAGCCCAGUGGUUGGCUUUGACACUCCCAGCCUCGUUCUUUGAUGUAGAUAAAACUUGUACAGAAAUCUUUAUAUCUAGAGACUUGUACAAAAAUAUAUUGUAUAGAUCCGAAGAGGAGAAAAAUCCAUUUUUAGAUUUUUACUCUUUUAAUUUUUUUUUCAGAUUGACAUGUGGGGCAGGUGGGUAAGGAUGCAGCAUUGGUUCUUCCUCUUCUGACAACUUCCCAAAUGCUGACAGUUUAUUGGGGCAGAACCUUGAUAUCUUUUCUGCAGCUUGGCUUUGAAAGAUUGUUAGUCACACCCCAAGAUGAGCGAGUUGUGUUGAGAAAUGCUGGCCGAGAAUAGGGCAACGAUGCAGGACUUUGUGGGACCAAAAAGACAUCGCUUUCAGGGACAGAGAAUUCCUUCUGGGUCUCGUUUCCCUCACCCCAAGACCUUAACUGGAUUUUUCAUCCAUCCCAAACACCAUAAAACGUGUGUGAAAUUGUUGUGCAUGCUGCUUUGUAGAUUGUGCUAUGUGUGGGUUCAGUCUUUGGAGGUCUUCUCACUUCCUGUGGUCCCUCCCAAGUGCUGGCCAAGGAAGAGCCAGACACUUUGUUGGUACGAUUUCGAGCAAACUUGCCGUUACGAGCCGUCCAAAUUGACCGCUUAGGUAGCCACUUUAAACUCUGAAGUGUGUAUGAAGUGGGUUGUCAAUCCCAGAAAAACAAGAUCCGGCCCUAAUUUGCUUGUUUUUAAUACUGAGAGUCCAAACUCUCAUGUCAGGAAACAAUUGAUUUUAGUUGCUUUACCAGUGACGAUAGUGAAAUAAUAUAUUUUUCCUCCUGCUGCUGUUUGCAGAUAUUAUUAUUGUUCUGCCUGUAGUUGUAUGGCAGGUACGGAGAGGAACAUACACUGUGUCUUGUUUGAACAAAUAUACUUGAAACAAAUGCUCUUGUGUUUGGGAAAUAAAUUUUUUAAACUGACAAGAAAAUGUUUUCUUUGGUUUUUUUAACUGGGAUAUUUAUAAUAACAUAUAAAUAUAGAGGGAGGGAGUAGUUUGCAUAUCCAGUCAUAAUGAGAAAACACAUCCUUUCCCUCAAACCAGAAUCAUCAGUAUUAUUAUCAUAUUUAAGUGAUUGAAAUAAAGGACAUGGAUUCAUUGACUUUCUUAUUAAAAGAACCCACUGGUAGAGGACUGAAAAUGACGGACUGGUCAAGUUUGGAGAAUUAUUUUUAAAAGAUUUAAGGAUGUGAAAAGGACUCACAGAAAAAAUGAACGGAAGGAAGAAGGACGGAAGUUACAAACCUUCUUUCUCUCCCCCCCCCCUUUUUUUCUUUUCUCUCUCUCCCUUCUUCUUAUUCCCCUCCCCUGCUACUAUUUUCCUACUUUUCUUCAUUCAAUUGUUCCCCCACUUUUUCUGUAAAGUUUUUAUUUGUUCAAUAAAAAUUAUUUAAAAAAUAAAAAUAAACAUAUAAAUAGAUGAACAUUCAGAUUUAACUGAAAUUAAGCUUUAAGGUUACUUUCCAAAAAGGGAGGAAAUAUAGAGUAGUUUGCAUAUCCAGUCACACAUCCUUUCCCUCAAACCAGAAUCAUCAGUAAUAUUAUCAUAUUUAUGUAUAGCUCACUUUUAUCUCUUGAUUAGCUUGGGUACUUAGCGUUGUCCAGACUAUUUGAAAAAGUCAAUUUUUUAAUUGUACAAAAUUCAUAAGGUUGUGGAUUAACUACAACUCACAUCAUGCCAGAUGAAACCCAAGAGACUCCAUCAGUACUUCAAUUUGUUAUGUUGGGCAAGUUUGCUCUAGAUGCAUCAUGGGUGGGGUUGAGUGUGCUCUCUGGCUGUAAUGUAAACUACAACUCCCACUAUUGUGAGCCAGUCUCCACAAACCCCUCCAAUAGGUUGAGUUAGUCAUGGGGAUUCUAUGUACCAAGUUUGUUCCAGGUCCAUCCUCGGUGGAGGUCAGUUUCCCUGGUUGUGGGUGAACUACAACUCCCAGAAAGGAAGAUCAGUUCCCUAACCCUAACCCAAACCCCUCCAGUCAUCAAAUUUCGCCAUAUCGGAUAUGUGUGCCAAGUUUGGUCCAGAUCCAUCAGUGUUUGGGUUCACAGUGCUCUCUGGAUGAAGGUGAACUACAACUCCCCCAAAUCAAAAUCAGUUUCCCCUAAAGACCUCCAGUAUUUUUUGCUGGCCAUGGGGGCUCUGUGUGCCAAGUUUGGUCCAAUUCCAUCUUUGGUGGAGUUCAGAGUGCUCACUGAUUGCAAAUGAACUAUACAUCCCAGUACCUACAACUCCAAAAUGUCCAGGCAAAUUCCUCACAAACCCCACCAGUAUUCAAAUGUGGGCAUAUUGGGUCUGCAUGCCAAGUUUGGUCCAGAUCCAUCAUGGUUUGGAUUCAUAAUGUGCUCUGGAUUUAGGUGAACUACAACUUCUAUAAAUCCCUCCAAAGACCUUCCGUAUUUUUUCUUGGUCAUGGGGGUCACUUGGUUCUGUGUGCCAUCAUUGGUGGAGUUCAGAGUGUUCUUAUACUGCAGGUGAACUAUACAUCCCAGGACCUAUAACUCCUAUAAAUCAUGGUGAAUUCUCCCCUUACCUCCCUAGUAUAUCCAGUUGCUGAUCAAUUUGUUUGCUGUGUGACAUAGAAAAUAAUAGGAAAGGGUUAUGGGAGAGGCAGUGGGCGGGGUUAUGCAAAUGCCACACCAAUGUAAUAAGUAAGUAAGGACCCUGCUCCGGAGAGACUAUGCCCUUGUGAGUCUGGCCAUAUCGAAACAAUCGAGCACGUGCUCCUCCAGUGUAUGUUUUAUAGAGAUAUUAGAAUCAAUUUCAUCACUCCUUGGCUUUUAAAACAUCCAGGACGCACUGAAAGAUACUACACCUCUCUGCUGUUCUCAUACUCCUAUUCUGCAAUAACCUAUAGUGUUGCCAGGUUCUGUGCGGCAGCAAUUUCCAUCAGACGGACGAUGACUAACCCCACAGGGCCUGUAGCCAGAGCAAUCUGUUAUAACUGAAAUACUGCAAAUGCUCCCUCUAUCCCCCUCCAGAGCCUCUUAGUGAACCGGUAUUUACUAUUAGCUGACCCUGCUAAUAGUCUGCUUUUAAUUUGUUUUUAUUAUAGCAAGCUUUUAACUUGUUCUUUUAUCUGACUUUUAUGGGAACUGCAAUUCCCCUUUUCGGGCACCUGUGCCCAUUUCCAUAUAUUCUGGUCACAGACCAUAAUAAAUUGCUGAACUGUACUGUACAGCUGAAGUAAGUAAGGAACACUGGGAUGCCUGUGGUGGAGGAAAAACAAAAUCUUGGAGGAAAUUGUCCCUAUAUGAAAUCAUUCACUUGGGUGGUGGGUGGUAUGGUGCUUGUGGAGGACACUGGAAGGGGUUGGCAGCUCUUGGACAUGUUCACAGUGCUCGCUAUAACCUGCAAUGCCACUGGAGGGAGGAGGGCCUUUGGUGUCUCCUGAGUAGUGGGAGCUAAAGCUAUUUGUGGAGGCAGGAGCUCGUCUGUGUAAGUGGACACCCCAGCCACAUACAUACAUACAUAUUUUCACUUUUAUUAUAGAUUGAGAUGCAAACCAGAAGAAAAAUAGAAAUUCCCCAAAUUUUUACUCCUGAGAAAAGCAGUGUGAAGGAAAGGCAUUUCUUUGGACUACAACUUCCAGAUUGAAUAAGAGUGCUUCUCUAUUCAAGGCAGUGUAUCCAAAUACUUAAUCCCUGGGUCAGUUACCACAAAGAGGAGAACCAUUUGUAUUGGUCAUAUCCUAAGGUCUCCUUAUAUCCUGAUUUCCUUUGAAGAUACCAUACUAUGCCCCACAGUUUGAGGAUACUGGGACUUGUAUUCUGCCACUGAUGAAGGUAAAAAAACUUACAAAACAGCUUUAUUUUUCAAACCAAAGU